AUGCCAUCUCAGGCAUUUUUUCUGUCUCAAAGACUUCCCCAUACACAUAAUCAACAAGGUCUUAAUUCUUUAUACAAUCAACGGAUAACAUCGCUUCAAGAAUAUCGUCGACCAUUAGAAGUACAACCAAUUGCAGGAUUUGAUGUUGCCGGAAAAUUGAAUCAAUGGGGUAUCAAUCAUCGUGGUCAAGUAGCAACAUUGCAAAAUGGUGAACGUUUUCUCGUUCAUAAAGGACCUGGUUUUGGCCACAGUUCUCAGACUGUUGUUGUUGAUGCUAAUCAUAUGUCAAGAAAGUGGACACCACAUGGUUCAUCGAUGCAACCUGGAUCUCAAUCUUCAGGAUUAGGUGAUUUAGUCAGAGCAGGCGGAAAAAAUUAUAAGACAUUUACAAACAAUUGUAUACAUGGUGCAUGUCAAAUCAAAGAACGGUUUCAAAAGGGCAAAUAA
Rotaria sordida is the source of this 447-nucleotide messenger RNA. NCBI's taxonomy places the organism in Eukaryota, Metazoa, Rotifera, Eurotatoria, Philodinida, Philodinidae. The record is from the annotation of a GenBank genome assembly.